GCCGCUGGAGUCUGCCUUCUCGACUAGGGCGCAUCCAGCGCAGUUGCGCAGGAGAGCAAACGCCCCCAAUCCCGUCCCCCGCGCCGCCGCCGUCGUUCUUCAUCGUCCUCCGCCGCCGCAGCCGCGGUCUGGUCGUCGCCUACAGACCGCGUCCUCCCUCACCACCACCGUUCCACCGGAGGCGGCGCCAUGUCUCAGAACAACCCUUCCCAGCUCCUCCCCUCAGAGCUGAUCGACCGGUGCAUCGGGUCCAAGAUCUGGGUGAUCAUGAAGGGGGACAAGGAGCUCGUCGGUACCCUAUGCGGGUUCGACGUCUACGUCAACAUGGUGCUGGAGGACGUCACCGAGUACGAAUACACUUCUGAAGGUCGUCGCAUUACAAAACUUGACCAGAUACUCCUGAAUGGCAACAACAUUGCCAUUUUAGUUCCUGGUGGUUCACCGCCAGAUGUGUAAUGAGCUAGGGCUUCCCAGAGCAACCAUUUGAGGCGAAGGCAACACAGUGAACUCUGCACUUUAUAUUGCCAAACCACUGCAUAUUUUUCGAGCUCAAAUGUGUUUUCCCAUUCGUAAUUGUACCAAAGUUUAUUAACAACUCUGAGAACAUCGAACCUUUUCUUCUGUAUGGAACUUGCUGAUCUGAAGU
Messenger RNA from Phragmites australis (common reed), 646 nucleotides. RefSeq names its product sm-like protein LSM5. The record is from RefSeq and is a predicted model, not a curated record. NCBI's taxonomy places the organism in Eukaryota, Viridiplantae, Streptophyta, Magnoliopsida, Poales, Poaceae. Gene Ontology annotation, biological process: mRNA splicing, via spliceosome. Gene Ontology annotation, molecular function: RNA binding. Bases 190 to 456 code for a protein of 88 amino acids. Gene Ontology annotation, cellular component: U6 snRNP; U4/U6 x U5 tri-snRNP complex; Lsm1-7-Pat1 complex. The transcript is spliced from 4 exons.